This is a messenger RNA of Ogataea philodendri, 831 nucleotides long. RefSeq lists its product as uncharacterized. Gene Ontology annotation, biological process: formation of translation preinitiation complex; translational initiation; formation of cytoplasmic translation initiation complex. The transcript has a single exon. Bases 1 to 831 code for a protein of 276 amino acids. The record is from RefSeq and is a predicted model, not a curated record. Gene Ontology annotation, cellular component: eukaryotic translation initiation factor 2 complex. NCBI's taxonomy places the organism in Eukaryota, Fungi, Ascomycota, Pichiomycetes, Pichiales, Pichiaceae. Gene Ontology annotation, molecular function: translation initiation factor binding; mRNA binding; translation initiation factor activity.
AUGUCGGAAGAUCUUGGAUUUGAUCCAUCGUUGAAGAAGAAGAAGAAGGUCAAGGCUAAGACCGAAGCGGAGGAUGUGUCCUCCGGAGAGGAGAACCUUGACGACAUGUUUACUUCUCUCAAGAAAAAGAAGAAGAAGGCAAAGGGAACAGAGACUGCCAACCCGGUGGACGAGCUAGCGGACGGACUUGAAGGCCUGAAGCUGAAAAAGAAGAAGAAGAAGAGCACCAAGGUGAGCGAAGCUGACGAUUUCGACAAGCAGUUGGAAGAGGCUGGAAUUACGGCGGAAGAUCAAACACUUGGCACCGGUGAACAAUCACAGCAAACACAAUCACAAGAGCCUUUCAGCAAUACGGUGUUGGCAUAUGAGAACCUUUUAUCGAGAUUCUUCACCAUUCUGAAAGAAAAGAACCCAGAGUUGGCUGGAGGACAGCAAACAAAGCUCAAGAUUCCGCCACCUGAAGUGGCAAGAGAAGGUAAUAAAAAGACUAUGUUCGCCAACGUGCAAACGAUCGCCUCAGUUUUGCAGAGAAACCCAGAACACUUAAUCCAAUAUUUGUUUGCCGAAUUGGGUACCUCUGGUUCCAUCGAUGGAGAAAAGAGACUUAUCAUCAAGGGAAGAUUCCAAGCUAAGAACAUUGAGAGUGUGCUCAGAAGAUAUAUCCAAGAAUACGUUAUUUGCAAGACUUGUAAGUCUAUGAAUACCGAGCUCAAGAGAGAGAGUACAAACAGACUGCAUUUCAUUGUCUGCCAAGCUUGUGGAUCCACCAAGUCUGUUUCGUCCAUUAAGACUGGUUUCCAAGCUCACGUUGGAAGGAGAAAGAGGGUGUAG